GUGGUGUGUUUGGUUUGGUUCUCUGGAAAGUUCAUGGCUAUGCUUCUAGAUGCUGUUGUUGGAGCUUUGGUUGGGGAACUGCUGAGUACUGUUUUAGAAAUGAAGGACAAGGCUGUUAAGUUCACACCAACUCUGCAAAAAUUGCAGUCCACCCUGGAAGCAAUAGGACCAACGGUUAAAGAAAGAGAAGAUCUUUACAGGAAAUUGAAUCGGCCAGAGAAGGAAACGAGUACGCUGAUCGAUCAGAUGAAGAGUGGCAAGGACCUUGUUCUCAAGUGUUCUGAAGUCCAGUGGUGGAACUGCUGCUAUAAAGCAGAUUACCAAGAGGAACUUGAAGAAUUGAAUGCGUCGAUUUUCAGUUUCUUUAAUCUGAAUUUGCAAAUUCAGAUAGCGAGGGAUGGUGCUGAGGUACUCGUGGAGGUGAGAGAGAUUCGUACGGAGAUCAGAAAUAUUGUUCCAAGGAAUGAAAUAAGGGGCGUGUGCUCGCCUCCUAAACCCCCUGAGUUUACUGUUGGGUUGGAUGUUCCUAUGAAUGAGUUGAAGCUGAAGUUGCUUCAGGAUCAGAUUAGUGUCUCGGUUCUCACGGUGACCGGUUCAGGAGGUUUGGGGAAGACUACAUUAGCCAAAACGUUAUGUUGGGAUGACCAAGUCAAAGAUAAAUUCAAGGAAAAUAUCUUCUUUGUCACCUUUGGGAAAACACCCAAGUUGAAUACCAUAGUGCAGAGACUGUUUCAACACAAAGGUUACCAGGAGCCUGAGUUUCAAAAUGAUGAAGACAUGGUCAACCAAUUGGAACAUUUGCUAGGACAGAUUGUGAAAAGCCCAAUACUGAUAGUCCUGGAUGAUGUUUGGACAGGAUCGGAAUCUCUUGUUGAGAAAUUUGUGUUCCAGAUCCCAAACUACAAGAUUUUAGUGACAUCAAGAUUCGCAAUUAGAAGAUUUGGCCCUCUAUACGUCUUGAAACCCCUUGGUGAUGCAGAUGCUAUAAAUCUAUUUCACCACUCUGCAUCACUGAAUCAAAGCAGCUCUGAUAUUCCUCAUGAUGAUGUGAUUAAGAUAGUAAGAGGCUGUGGUGGUUUUCCCUUGGCCCUUAGAAUGAGUGGGAGUUCACUGAGUCAAGAGAAUCCGGUGUUCUGGCACAACAGGGCGAGGAAAUUGUCCGAGGGUCAUUCAAUUCUUGAUUCUAGUAGCGAUGUGCUUGAUUGUCUACAAAACAUCUUCGAUGUCUUGGAUCCUAAGGUCAUUGAGUGCUUCAGAGACCUAGGCUUAUUUCCUGAAGGCCAAAGGAUCCCUGCUGCUGCUCUUGUUGAUAUGUGGGCAGAACUGCAUCGAGAAGAUGAGGCCAAUGCAAUGGAGAAAAUUUAUGAACAAGUCAACCUAAACAUGGCUGAUAUUUUUGUUACAAGGAAAGUUGCAAGUGGCACAAUUGACUACAAAUACCAUUAUGUCACGCAGCAUGGUCUUCUUCGGGAGCUAGCUAUCUGUCAAACUAGCCAGGAGCUAGUGGAGAAGAGGAAUAGACUAAUUAUCGACAUAAGUGGAAAUAAUGUUCCAGAAUGGUGGAAUGGAGGGAAUGAGUAUCACAUUGCAGCCCGCAUAUUAUCCAUAUCAACAGAUGAAGCGUUCACUUCAGAAUGGUGCAACUUGCAGCCAACUGAAGUUGAGGUUCUAGUGUUGAACCUUCGACAAAAGAAGUGCAAGCUACCAAUGUUCAUGAAGAAAAUGAAUAAAUUAAAAGUUUUGGUAAUCACAAAUUAUGACUUCCACCUUGCUGACUUGGAGAAUUUUGAGCUGCUUGGUUAUCUAUCUGGUCUUAAACGAAUCAGAUUAGAGAAGGUUUCAAUUCCUUUCCUCUGCCAGACUGGAAUGCCAUUGAAGAAUCUGCAGAAGUUUUCUAUUUUUAUGUGCAAUGUGAAUGAAGCAUUUAGAAACUGUGAUAUCCAAGUUUCAGAUAUGCUGCCAAAUUUGGUGGAGAUGAACAUUGACUACUGCAUUAUGGUGGAAUUACCAGUUGGUUUUUCUAAUAUUGUCUUCUUAAAGAAGCUCAGUAUUACAAACUGCCAUAAGCUUUCAGCACUUCCUGAAGGAAUUGGAAAUUUGGUCAAUUUGGAAACACUAAGGCUUAGUUCAUGUACUGAUUUAGAAGAGUUGCCAGACUCAAUUACAAGCCUUCAAAACCUUAAAUUUCUUGACAUCUCUGACUGCAUAAUGCUUAGUAAGUUACCUGAGAAAAUGGGCGAGUUACGUAAUUUAGAAAGGAUCAAUGUCUGCGGUUGUUCGAGUUUAAGAGAAUUACCAUUCUCAAUCAAGGACCUUGGGAGCUUAAGGGAUGUGGUAUGUGAUGAAGAGAGGGCUGCAUUAUGGGAACCUUUCAAAACCAUCCUUAGUGAUCUAAAGCUAGAGGAGGUACAAGUUGAUAUGGACUUAAGUUGGCUUUUAUAAUUUAUAUUCGUGUGACACUUGGACUUGGCUACACAAUCAGAGGGAUCAAAAUAAGAAGAAUAAAAAUGAGAAGUAAAAGUAGCUUUCAUGGGCUGCAUUACAUGUUUUGAGAAGAGCCAGUCGUGAACUUCAAAAUUACUACUAGCUUAUGUUGUGGUUUUUUGUUCUAUAUUUUUUGAGUGAUUGAUUUUUGUAAUAUUAAAGUUCUUUGUGUGGAUAUGCUAUUUGUAAUGAAAUUUAAAGGAAUAAAAUUUCCAUAAAUUGUGUGCUCAAAAUAAUUUUUUCAUUC
Molecule: messenger RNA, 2731 nt
Organism: Gastrolobium bilobum
Lineage: Eukaryota; Viridiplantae; Streptophyta; Magnoliopsida; Fabales; Fabaceae
Product: probable disease resistance protein At5g66900
Exons: 5
Coding region: 34-2442 (802 amino acids)
Biological process (GO): defense response to fungus
Molecular function (GO): ADP binding
Source: RefSeq, a predicted model, not a curated record